Fraxinus pennsylvanica is the source of this 1011-nucleotide messenger RNA. The record is from the annotation of a GenBank genome assembly. NCBI's taxonomy places the organism in Eukaryota, Viridiplantae, Streptophyta, Magnoliopsida, Lamiales, Oleaceae.
AUGCUUGAAACUGUGAAAUACUUGAUUGGUGCCGCCGGUCCAAGUGGUUUCGGCUCCAAGUCCACUGCCGAGCAAGUCACAAGCCACUGCCCGGAACUUCACUCUAUUACUGCAAUUAUUACAGGAGCCACGUCUGGGAUCGGUGCUGAGACGGCUAGGGUUCUUGCUAAGAGAGGAGCGCGGCUUGUGUUGCCGGCUCGGAGCAUGAAAGCCGCCGAGGAUACUAAGGCUCGUAUCUUGUCGGAGUUCCCGGAGUCAGAAAUUAUUGUUAUGUCUCUUGAUCUUAGCUCUCUUCUCUCUGUACGGAAAUUUGCUGCUCAAUUUCGCUCUCUCAAUUUGCCUCUCAAUCUCCUCAUAAACAACGCCGGAAAAUUCUCGCAUCGGCACGCCAUAUCUGAAGAUGGAAUCGAGAUGACUUUUGCCACUAAUUAUUUAGGUCAUUUUUUGUUGACAAAACUAUUGCUGAAGAAUAUGAUCGGAACGGCAGAGAAGAGCGGCGUUCAAGGAAGAAUAGUGAAUGUAUCUUCAAGCAUUCAUAGCUGGUUUUCUGGCGAUCCCAUUAGUUAUCUUUCGUUGAUAAAUAAGAACAGAAGUGAUUAUUUCGAUGGUACACGUGCAUAUGCUCUCUCGAAGCUUGCCAACGUUUUGCAUACCAAGGAACUUGCUCAGAGACUUCAGGAAAUGAAAGCCAACGUCACAGUUAACUGUGUGCAUCCAGGGAUUGUGAGAACAAGACUCACUAGAGACCGUGAAGGCCUCGUCACAGAUUUGGUAUUCUUUUUGGCUUCAAAGCUUUUAAAAACAAUUCCUCAGGCAGCUGCAACAACCUGUUACGUUGCUAUACAUCCAAGACUUGCAAAUAUCAGUGGAAAAUACUUUUCAGAUUGCAAUGAAAUUUCAACCUCGAAAUUAGGGUUCAACUCAACAGAAGCUGCAAGAUUAUGGUCCAUCUCUGAAAUCAUGGUAGCCCAGAAAAUCCAGGCCGUUCAUUCUCAAUCUAGGAGAACAUAA